ACGUUUACGUUUGUCUACGGGUACGUACGGGUCUACGCCUACGCUAUGCGCUACGGAAGGAAGGAAGCUGAAGAGCAGUCACGAUUAGAUUUGCACCAGAAAAAUUAUUUCAGACUUUGUUUUUGACAUAUUAACAUGGUUAAAGUAUCGGUCAGAGAAUUUCAACUCUUAUCGAUGCUUGAUUGGACUGAAUAGGAGCAGCGAGGAAUGAAUCAAAUUACAGUUUAUUUUAAUAUAACAACCUGUUAUGCAAUAUACUCUAAUUUGACUAUUAAUCCAAACCAUUAAAGUGAAGGUUUUGGAACAUGGCUAACAAUAUUGUUGGAGAUUGGUCAGAAGAACUGCCUGUGAAUGUGACUGGCCAAAUAUGUUCAGAACAUGAUCCUUUCACACUAGACUUCUUUUGCAAGGAGUGCAAGAGAGAAGUCUGUGUAAGCUGUGUGGCCUUUCAUCACUCUGGCCAUGGUAUUGGACAUUUGAAGGAUCAUGAAAAAGAACAACUGUCAGAACUACAGGAAAAGCUUCAAAGAAGAAAAAGAGAUGUGAAGCUCAGGAAGAAAGAUUGUGAGGAUAUGCUGUUAAAGGUUCACGAAAAAGCAGAGGAAGAUUUAUUUUCUAUUGAUCAAGAUAGAGACAGGAGGAGAUCAUCAGUAGAGCUGACAAGAAAUGACUUUGAGAGACGUGUUAAGGGCUGUAUAGAGAGUCUUGAAAAAGAGGAGAAUAGAAUAUAUGCUCUUGAAUUUUCAUCAGAAACAGUCCUGACAUUAAGAAAACAAGGAGCUGGUGACAAAAACACUUUGGGUGAUACCCAGGAAGAACUGAGAAAGUGCAUCAGUGCUCAACUUCCUCGUGUUAAGACAUAUAAAGAUUUGAAGUCAAAAUUCUGGAGAAUAGUGUCUCCCAACCGCUUCUCAUCAUCCAGCAGUAGUAGUAGUAGUAGUAGUAGUAGUAGUACCUCUUUGCCUUUCAGCCCUGAAGAUAGUAGCAUAAUGGAAGAAACAGGGACCUUAUUUAGUCGUGGAAUUGCUUUUGACAAUUUUGGUGCUGCAGGAGGGCUAGUAUUUAAGUGUGAUAGACAAGAAGUUUUCGAAGGGUGUGAUCUGAACUCUAGAAGAGAUGAUUUAGUUUUCUCUGAGCUGGUUUCUCAUCUCCUACCUGAACACUUAACACCACUAGGUUUGAACUUGGGUGUGGAUAAUCCUAUUAUUAAACAAAUUGUACAUAAUAACCCUCGAGACAUAGGUAAGGCGAUAUUCCAGGUGCUUAAGGAAUGGAAAAUAACUCUGUGUACUGAAGUCUUAAUGGAGGAACAUUUCAAGAAACUAGAAGAGUGUCUCAGGAAAAUUAAGAAUGAUCCUGCAGCUGACUGGCUUACAGAGAGAAUGAAGGAUUCUACUGAUCAACCUAUGGAGAUUUCAUCAUCCCGUGCCAAACUUGUACAACCAUCCUCUUCUCCUGACCAAUGUGUUCAACCCUCCCCAUCUCCUGGCCAAUCUACAGUACUACCCUCCUCUUCUCCUGGCCAAUUGACGACAACCCCCUUGUCUGCUGACCCACUUGUGCAACCCUCCUCAUCUCCUGGCCAACUUGUGCAACACUCCUUAUCUCCUGCCCAACUUGUACAACACUUCUCAUCUUCUGGCCAACUUGUGCGACACUCCUCAUCUCCUGCCCAACUUGUACAACCCUCAUCUUCUGGCCAACUUGAGCAACCCUCCUCAUCUCCUGGCCAACUUGUGCGACCCUCCUCAUCUCCUGGCCCACUUAUGCAACCCUCCUCAUCUCCUGGCCAACUUGUGCAACCCUCAUCUCCUGGACAACCUGUGCAACCCUCCUUAUCUCCUGGCCAACUUGUGCAACCCUCCUCUUCUCGUGGCCAACUUAUGCAACCCUCCCCAUCUCCUGGCCAACUUAUGCCACCCUCCUCAUCUCCUGGCCCACUUAUGCAACCCUCAUCUCCUGGCCAACUUGUGCAACCCUCCUCAUCUCCUGGACAACUUGUGCAACCCUCCUCUUCUCGUGGCCAACUUAUGCAACCCUCCUCAUCUCCUGGCCCACUUGUGCAACCCUCCUCCUCUUCUGCCAGUACACCACCAGUACAAUUUCCCUCAUCUGAGUAAUCUUUUGGCCACUCCAAGUGCACUUGAUCUGUCUUGUUCUUCAUCUCCUAGCCAACCUAUGCAUCCUACUCUAUCCCUGUUGAACCUCUAACCUCUUGGUCAACGUGGACAAACAUCCUCAUCUACUGACCAACUUGUGCAGCUGUCUUCCUCUUCAGACUUUAAUACAGCAAGUCAACAAAGGCUUGCUUAGCUGUAAUAACCAUAAACCAAUCACCCUUUUCUGAAAAAAGACCAUCAAUUUGAUGUGUACAUGUAAGUUAAUGUUUUGAGAAAAACAAAUACCAUCAUACACACAGUCAUUGCUUAGAGCUAAAAGCAUACCGUAUCGCUUGUAAACCAAAAAUAUACAUUAAAUACAAGUCCAUUGUGCUUUUAGUCUGUACAUACAUAUUUACAGUACUAUAAAUUAUAUUGCAUUUGAUGUCAAUGUCCACACUAUUCACUCACUUCUAAUGAAGAUGACUGUGUGUGCCUUGAAUUUUAAGUGCAUAACAGUUAUGCUUUAUCACUUUAAGUAUGAUAAUUAGAAUGACAAUCAGCUGGUACUGCAUGCAGUCUUUCAUCGUUCUUAAUAUCAUCAGGCUUUACUGCCAGUAUUUUCUCUUUUAACUCAAUUGCAUAUCCAGCAUGAAAAAUUGUCUGAAUUACAUUAAGCUGUUGUAGAUUUCUUGCCUGUUUAAAAAUGGAUUUUAUAUUUAAUAUGUUAGAGUUUAUUUUGUAAAUUUGUAUAGAAUAAUUACAAUAUCAAAUUAGACUGCCCAUUACUGCAUAAUUGUAUGAUGUAAAAAUGAUUUAUUUGACUUUAAGGAUGAGAUAUAUACAGAUAUGUCGUUUUUAUUUAAGUAUUUUGGUAAAGAAUCAUUAGGAAUAAAUACUUGCCAAUUUGCGAUUCAAGAAAUGUUUAUCCAUGCAUCGGCCAAGUACUCAUGUAAUUCUUUUUUUUUUCUGCCAAACUGCCUCUUUAUAUAAAUGUAUACUCCAAAAAUGAAACCCUGUAUUAUCAAAGCUUUAUCACACAUGUAACUUAAUUAAAAACAAUAUAUAAAUGAAAUACCAGUUAUCAAUGUUAAGCGUAGAGGCUUUUCCUCCAUAAGGUGCAUAUCUAAGGUUCAUAAUGCAAAAAUAAUCAUGUAAAAAUUAUUUGAAAAAAGGAUACCAAAUACUCAUUUGCAUUUCAGACAGUAUCUGAAUUUCAAAAGAAAAUCAUAUUUCUUGAAAUUCCCAUCUUUAUUUAUGAUUCCUUUGAAAUAUGGCAUGGGAAUAACAUAAUGCUUGAAUUUCCAUAUUAUAUAAUUACACCUUUGUUUCAGCAAAAGUUUAUUCACCUGUUGCCUCUCAAACUUAUAACUUAGUUUUGUUGACAAUCAGCCAUGCAUAAAGACUAAAGUCUUUUGUCAACUCCUCGUAUACUAUUGCUAUGGUAGGCAAAUAAUUAUAGAAAUGCAAGCAUAAGUUUAAAGGUCACAUCCACCCCAGAAAAAAAUUGAUUUGAAUCACUAGAGAAAAUCAUACAAGCUUAAUGCUGAAAGUUUCAUCAAAAUCAGAUGUAAAAUCAGAAAGUUAUGACGAUUUAAAGUUUGCUUAUAUUUUAUGAAACAGAUAUACAUGCACAACUCGGUGAUAUGCAUAUGAGAGAGUCAAUGAUGUCCCUCACUAUUUCUUUUGUUUUUUUAUUGUGAAUCAUACAAUAUUUCAAUUUUUACAGAUUUGACAAAACCACAAAAUGUUAAAACAGUAGUAAUUCCACAUGUUCAGGGAGGAAUAAAACUUUUGUUUCACAUGACAAUAAGGAGAAAUUAAAAAAAAAAUCAUAUUUC
Molecule: messenger RNA, 3940 nt
Organism: Lytechinus pictus (painted urchin)
Lineage: Eukaryota; Metazoa; Echinodermata; Echinoidea; Temnopleuroida; Toxopneustidae
Exons: 3
Coding region: 306-2120 (604 amino acids)
Biological process (GO): signal transduction
Molecular function (GO): protein binding; zinc ion binding
Source: RefSeq, a predicted model, not a curated record